Molecule: messenger RNA, 1246 nt
Organism: Cajanus cajan (pigeon pea)
Lineage: Eukaryota; Viridiplantae; Streptophyta; Magnoliopsida; Fabales; Fabaceae
Product: RING/U-box superfamily protein
Biological process (GO): protein ubiquitination
Molecular function (GO): transferase activity
Source: RefSeq, a predicted model, not a curated record
CGCUUUCUCCUCACCCCACGACACCAGAAACCAAACACUAACCUUUUCUCAAUUGGGGCACGCACACACAAUGGCUGCAGCUAAACCAUCUCACACCACCACCAUCACACAAACCAUUGUCCCAAAAGAAAGAGCGCACGUAGUGUGUUGUAAUUGAUAGAAGUUGGUUCCCCUGUUUCCCUCCACUGCCAAGGACUAGGAACCUCCAAAAUCCAAAGUAUAGUUGUAAAUAAAAAGAUGGUUGAAAGUGGCAAGUGGCAAGCCAUAUUGUAGGUAAAAAAACCGCACUAAUAGGUUUGUGAACCUAACAGUUAGAACUUAGAAGGCUUGUGUUGAAUUUGUUUUUUACGACAUGAAGAAGGUAUCGGGAUUUAUAUUUAAUAAGGAAUUAAAAAAAAUAAAAAUGGAAAGGAGCAGUGGGGGUGAAAAGAAAAAAUGGGAAGUAAAUGGCAUGGACAUGGACAUGUUGGAGAAAUAAAUGCAGGCUAACUCCCAGAGGCAGUGGGAGAAAAGAAAUGAGUGAGGGAUGAAUUAAAUGCAGCAGCUGAGAGGCUCACCCACCCUUUACAGCUAAAGAAAAUCCCACCCUCCCUAAUUCCCUCUAACAAAUGGAGAAGGAGAACCCCUCUUUCCCUUUUUCGUUGCCUCUAACACUUGCUUCUUCUAUUCCUCCACCACUCCCAUGUCCCCUCCUCACCCUCACAGCUACUUCUCCAACCUCGGCCUCGGCUACUCCAUCGCCAUAGCCCUCGCCUUCCUCUUCCUCCUCUCCACCCUCCUCCUCUCCUCCUACCUCUGCUGCCGCGCCCGCCGCAACCGCACCCGCGCCGCCGCCCAAGCCGCCUCCAGAGCCAGGUCUGCCGACGGCGGGGUCAUCCUCCCGCGCGUGAUCUUCGUGGCCGAGGACGAGGACGAGGAGGAGGAGAGCGCCGCCGUGGGGCUGGAGCAGAGCGUCAUAAACUCCUACCCGAGGUUCGAGUUCAGUAACAGGGAGGGCGCGCGGAGCAAUAACACCACGUGCUCCAUUUGUUUGUGCGAGUACAAGGAUUCGGAGAUGCUGAGGAUGAUGCCGGAGUGCCGCCAUUUCUUCCACCAGUGUUGUCUUGAUUCCUGGCUCAAACUGAACGGCUCUUGCCCCGUCUGCCGUAACUCCCCCCUCCCCACGCCGCUCUCCACGCCGCUGCAGGAGGUCGUUCCUCUCUCCCAAUACGCCGCUGAUAGGAGGCGAACUAGGUGACGCACUCAC